CCCAAAGUGCUGGGAUUACAGGCCUGAGCCACCAUGCCCAACCCCUCUGUUAGCCCUUAUAAACCUCAUACCAGUUCUUUGAGGUCAGAAUUAUUCAAGAGCUUACUGAGAAAACAGUCCCUGAAAAGCUAAGUGAUUUGCCGUGUGGCAUGGAUAGUAAAGAGGAGAGCUGGCGUUUGAACUCAGGUCUGGCUUGACCUCAGAAUGAGUGAUCUUUUGUCUCUGUGCCCCAGGAUUGCAUCCUGUCACCAACACUCCACCAACCUAUGGAUCUGUGCUCAAAAGAGCCUGUUCACAUCAUAAACCAGAAUCCAAUCCAUAAACCAAAAGCCCAGGCUCAGAAUCACAUUGUGUGGAGCGAGCGUUUGGUGGAGUCCCUGAUUCAAAAUGUUUGACGAGGAAGCCUGUUUGUCUUCUGCUGGGUGUUUGGAGCCCAAGACACCUGAGUUCAGAGUCCAGCAUUGUCACUUCAGUCAGCGUUGGCAGUGUGGGGAUGUGACUGUGCCUCUGAACCGCAGUUUUGCCAUCUAUGCUAGUGGCAUUGUGAAGAGGAUGGCAGGUAACACAGGUGAAGCUCCCGGCCCCAGUGGGCCUUCAAGGAUGGCAGCCACUCCUGCCCCCUACCGGGGCUGCAGUCACUGCCUAUUCUGGGGAGGCCUGUGGGGUUUUAUAGCUGGCCCUGCCUGUGGUGGAGAAAGAGGGACCCACCCAUCGCUGAUUGGGCCCAGAGGAAAUGAGGACACUGUGAGAAGCCAAGACAGCAGGUGUGGCCCUGGAGAGGCCGUGGGGAUCGGCCUGGACAUUGGUUCCUUUUCUGCUGUUAUCUAGAUACCUACCAACUCUAGUUCCGGUUUGCUAAAGACAGGAAGCCAGACCUCCUCCAUGGGACCUGGAGUGGGAAGCAGCGGCUGCUGUAGGACUUAACCUUCUUCGGAGGUCAGGAGACCAGACCCGGGGUCCUGGGCCUUGGAACAGACUUUCUGUCUGUCUGGGCAGGAGCCAGGAGCCUGGGGUAGGUGUGGCCAGCCUUGAGGGUAGAUCAGGACAGGCAGCUGGGAGAAGGUGUGGCCCCAUCGACAGAGGCCCUGGGUGAGGGCCUUGCUUCUCUUUUCCCUCCACUGAAUACAGGUUGGGGGACUGGGAGCAAGGCCAGAAGGAAGGAUCAGACUGGCAAGCCUCACAGCUUGGGCCUCCAACAUUCAGGAAGUUGAACACUUUAAAUACGGUGUCAUCUAGUAGUCAUAGUGGCUUCUUACAGGCCAGGGUUUUUGGGGUUUGGGGCUUCCGAGGAGUCAGACAAUCGUACCACUCACUACCUUUGUUAUUCAGCGCGAACACCUCUGCCUCUCCAAGCCCACUUUCCUCAUCCAUGCAGGGAGAAUCAGCAUUCCAGCUUCACGGGGUAUUAGGGGGAUUAAUGGAGACUGUGUACACACUGCUAGAAUGCCUAGCAGUGUGCCUGGUACUAAUAAGUGGCAAUAAACACAGCCAUUGCUUUUUAGAUGUUUAUUAUCCCAAGGACUAGGAAUGGAGCUCUCAGCUCUGUGGACCCAGCAGGUUACCAGGGAGCUGACAGCGAGCAAGUUGUGAAUCGGGCAGGAAUGAGGGUGUGGCACCCAGGGCGACAGGACCGUCUGCCUAGGCUGUCUGGGCCGUGGGGCUGUUGAGGGUCCCAGGAGGGGAUGGAGGAGGUGGGGAGUCAGCAGGUCCUACCCCUGCCCCUCUAUACCCUUCUUUUCUGGGGACUGGGGAGACCUAGUGCCCCCCUGUUGGCUGCCAGGUACCAGGGUAAUGGAAGCUUGCACUGGAGGGCUGAUUUGGCUCCCUUGCUGCUGUUAAAAGCAGAACAGUGGGGCCCUGGAGCCUCUGGGGCCGGGCUGUUUGCCAGACUUCCGCAGAAACAGCCAACCGAGCAAUCUUGCCCCCUGCUCACUGAGUGGGUGGGGACCGCUGCACCAGCCUCACUCCAGCCCCCACCUCCCUGCACACCUUACUCCGUAAGCCUGGAGCCUCAGGAGGAGCCUGGCGCCUGGGCUUCUGCUUCCACCUGGUCAGGAGGGCAGGGGGCAUCCUGAGUGCCCUUCUAGUCUGGGGCUAAGAAAGCCUAAGCUCUUGGAAAUCAAGUGAGGGCCUGGCACUGCCAGGGCCCCUCCCUGUGACGUGGGGCCCCUCCCACCCAUUCUCUGCGUGUUGCCCUGCAGAUUCAGAGUUCCAGGCAGGCACUUCUCACUCGCAGCUGCGCGGCCCUGUCAGGAGGGAACGCAGCGCCAGGUGCCUGACUCCCGGAGACGCCCUGCUGGCGGACCUGGAGUCCACCACCUCCCACAUCUCCAAACGACCCGUGUUCUUGUCAGAGGAGACCCCCUACUCAUACCCAACUGGAAACCACACAUACCAGGAGAUUGCCGUGCCACCCCCCGUGCCCCCACCCCCAUCCAGCGAGGCCCUCAAUGGCACGAUCCUUGACCCCUUAGACCAGUGGCAGCCCAGCGGCUCUCGAUUCAUCCACCAGCAGCCUCAGUCCCCGUCACCUGUGUACGGCUCCAGUGCCAAAACUUCCAGUGCCUCUAACCCUCAGGACGGUGUUGGCUCUCCGUGCUCCCGAGUGGGUGAGGAGGAGCACGUCUACAGCUUCCCCAACAAGCAGAAAUCAGCCGAGCCUUCACCAACCAUAAUGAGCACCUCCCUAGGCAGCAACCUUUCAGAGCUCGACCGCCUGCUGCUGGAACUGAAUGCCGUGCAGCAUAACUCGCCAGGAUUCCCAGCAGAUGAGGCCAACUCAAACCCCCCACUUCCUGGGGCCCUGAGCCCCCACUAUGGUGUCCCAGAGAAUAACAGCCCCCUGGGGGGCAAAGCUGGGCCCCUGACGAAAGAGAAGCCUAAGCGGAAUGGGGGCCGGGGCCUGGAGGACGUGCGGCCCAGUGUGGAGAGUCUCUUGGAUGAACUGGAGAGCUCCGUGCCCAGCCCUGUCCCUGCCAUCACUGUGAACCAGGGCGAGAUGAGCAGCCCGCAGCGCGUCACCUCCAGCCAGCAGCAGACACGAAUCUCGGCCUCCUCGGCCACCAGGGAGCUGGACGAGCUGAUGGCUUCACUGUCGGAUUUCAAGACCAGCUCCUCCACAGUGGCUCUCAGCACCCCGGGGCUGCUGCCCAGCUCUGCUCCGUCCUCACACGGCUCCCUUCCAUCUUCUCCUUCUCCUCCUCCUCCCAUGCCAUCUGUAUUCCUGCCACCCACCACUAAACCCUCCCCUCGAGGCCAGGGCCACACUCCGGAGUCCCCUUGUACUGAGCAGAGUGGACGAGGCCUUCUACCUCCUGUGGCCCCCAGCUGGCUUGAUUUGGCUGGUCUUGGGGUGAAGCCUGACACCCUCAACUCAAGGUCUCCCUCUGUGGAGGGUUCUCUGGGGCCAGUAGGCACAAAGAGCCAGGGCCGAGAUUGGAGGCACCUGCCUAAUCUCACAAGUGAGCUCUCUGGGGCUCCUCGCUGCCACACUGUACCCCUUCCUGGGAGCACAGGUGCCCAGGAGCCUGGGGAGCCCCAGAGGCCACCAGCUAGCCCUCCAUGCUCAGAGGAGGCCGUGACUGCCACAUGGGAGGAGCCAAGGGCUUCGGAGGUAUUCAAGCCUGAGAGAAUCCCCCCAUGUGGAGCUGCUCGAAGCUUCCAAGAAGUAGCAGAGCCAGCUGUUGUGGCAGUGGACUGGCAGGCCAUCUUCCCAGAGACCUGGACUCUUACAGAGGAACACGGCCUACAGCAGGAGGGGCCAAGGCCAGAGUCAGAGAGGCUGCGAAGCAGCUGUCCUGCCCCAGUUACCAGGGAGCAGCUAGGUGGAAAGAUGCCCGAGAAGGGAAGCGUGGCCAGGCCCACCCAGGGACCUGAGACCCAAAGGAGCCCAGAGGGUGCCACUGAAGCUGCCACCCAGGCCGGGAAGGAACAGCCAGAGCUUCUGUGUGCCAUGGCCACAGGCACACCCAGCGCCACAGAGAGGAUUUCCACCUCUGGCCAGAUCCGAUCUGUGAUCAGGAGGAGCCGGGAGACGGGCCACGCACACCCCAUGUCCCGGGAGCCCUCCCCUCGCCGCCGGCUGGACCCUGCCACUCUGAGCAGGACCCCAUCCCAGGAACGGCUCAUCGCGGAGCUGCAGGGGCGGCUGGGCAUCCAGCCUGAGGCAGAGGAGCCGGUGGAGGCAGCGGGGCCCUCUGCCGAGGACUGGCUGACCGAAGGCGUCGUCAUCACUGUGCAGCCUCGUGGGAAGCGGGCUGGGGGGCAGCUUGUAGAGAAGGUUAUCUUCCCUCCUGGCUCUCCCAUUCCCCUGAGAAGAACCAUCUCUGUCCUGGCUUCUCCUUCUGUCCCUUUGCUCCAGCAUCACACAGACGCCGAGGCCAGCAGCUCUUCUCCCCUGUCCAGCCUGCCUGCCCCCUCCUCCCUGGGACCCUCAGCUUGCACCUGUGAUUCUUCUGGGGUUCGGAGUGCAGGGGAAGAGCCCCAUGAUGAGGGGGUGCAGGGCCCCACCCUUCCCACUCCUGUACCCCAUACCAUGAGGUCCGUGGGCUGCCAGACCGACGAGGACCCGCUCUUCCCCGCAAUGCAGAUCCAGGGCCUGGAGCAAAGAGCGGAUGGGGAGCUGUGCUGGGCAGCCGGCUGGCCUCGGGACAGCGGGCGGAGCAGCCCUGGAGGGCAGGACGAGGGAGGGUUCAUGACCCAGGGGAAGACAGGGAGCAGCUCACCUCCGGGGGGGGCCCCGAAGCCCGGGAGCCAGCUAGACAGCAUGCUGGGGAGCCUGCAGUCCGACCUGAACAAGCUGGGGGUUGCCACAGUCGCCAAAGGAGUCUGCGGGGCCUGCAAGAAGCCCAUCGCUGGGCAGGUUGUGACCGCCAUGGGGAAAACGUGGCACCCUGAGCACUUCGUCUGCACCCACUGCCAGGAGGAGAUUGGAUCCCGGAACUUCUUCGAGCGGGACGGACAGCCCUACUGUGAGAAGGACUACCACAACCUCUUCUCCCCGCGCUGCUACUACUGCAACGGGCCCAUCCUGGAUAAAGUGGUGACAGCCCUUGACCGGACGUGGCACCCUGAACACUUCUUCUGUGCCCAGUGUGGAGCCUUCUUUGGUCCUGAAGGAUUCCACGAGAAGGACGGCAAGGCCUACUGCCGCAAGGACUACUUCGACAUGUUUGCGCCCAAGUGUGGCGGCUGUGCCCGGGCCAUCCUGGAGAACUACAUCUCGGCCCUCAACACACUGUGGCAUCCCGAGUGCUUCGUGUGCCGGGAAUGCUUCACGCCAUUCGUCAACGGCAGCUUCUUCGAGCACGACGGGCAGCCCUACUGUGAGGUACACUAUCACGAGCGGCGUGGCUCGCUGUGCUCUGGCUGUCAGAAGCCCAUCACCGGGCGCUGCAUCACCGCCAUGGCCAAGAAGUUCCACCCCGAGCACUUCGUCUGUGCCUUCUGCCUCAAGCAGCUCAACAAGGGCACCUUUAAGGAGCAGAACGACAAGCCUUACUGUCAGAACUGCUUCCUCAAGCUCUUCUGCUAGGCGCCCUGUCCCUGUCUCUGCCCCCCUCCCCAGCCAGCAUCCCCAACUGCUACUGUGACCCAGAGACCUCGCCCUGGGGUGAAGGGGUAAACCCGACUGAAACUGGAACCCUCCUGUCCAUGGCUGGUGCAGGAUGGACAGAGGGCCGUGAGGGGUCUCCCUGCUUGUCUUCACCCUUGCUGGAACCUCUGGGCCCCCUCCUUCCUCCUGCAGCUCUCCCCAGGCUGCUCACUCUCCAUCCUCCCCAGAGCUGGAGGCUGGGGGCCCACCCCAGCCCACGUACGUUCCAUGAACUGGCCUGGCCAGCACCCCACACUGGAGCCAUCUCUUCCUCAUAUUUCAGCAGUGCAGCCAGGGGCGGGGGACAGGGAAGGGCAGGCUGGGUCUGUUGGGGUCUCUUUUUAUCCUUAUUUCUCCCCCGACCUAACUGUCUUUGUUCUGUGAGUACUGGGGGACACCCGGCUCCCUCCAGACAAUGCCAGCAUAGAUCCAUCCAUCCAAAGGCAGAGAACCUAAGGGGCCAUGGAAGGUUCUCUGUGCUCCUCCUACCCUUCCAGCGCCCUAGGCCUGGACGACUGCCCCUGCCUUUAUCCGCCUUCCCCUUUUAUACCUGCUCUGGUUCUACUGAGAAAAGCCUCUCCAGCAAUAAUGUUUUAUAGCCACUUCCUCCAUCUCCGGGACAGCGUGCCUGGACACUGUACUGACUUUGAUAGAUUUCUACACUGAGGUUUGAAUUCAUAUCGCCUGAGUUGCUUUUACUUCUGUAUACAAAAUGAUUUUGAAGAGAUUUUAAAGACGUUCCCUUUUGUAUUCUCCUUGUCCACCGCCACUGGGCCUGUCGCUGACGGUGGCCCUGGUGUGGAGUUGGCUUUGUACUGAGGGCUGGGGUGGGAAAGCAAUUUGUAUUUUAUGUUUUUUUGGCACAAGCAGGUGAACUGGGAGCAGCUCUGACUCCUGCUCUUUCACUUCACAGCUCACCAGGACUGUUUUAUAAACUGCUGUAUUUGGAAGCCCCUUCUUACUUCCCAGGCCAGCAAGCUCUUCACUGAAACUGGUUGAAGAGUGUCUCGCCCUUUCGGGGCUGGAAUUCUGAACCUCAUCUGUUCUGUCUCUGCAGGAGAAGGGGAAAGUCUGUUUUGGGGGGCUGCUUCCUGUCUGAGUAAGCCCUCAGGAGCCUCUGCUCCCCCGUGAACCCCUGAAACUUCUCAGCCUCUACCGCUUCUCUGGGGCCCUCUUCUGCCUUCUCAGGAAAGCGGGUGUCUGAUUUUGGCCGUCAGGACUCCGACGUCUCAUUGGUUUUGUUGAUUUCCUCUGGGCAUAUCCCUCCCCUAGAUGUGCUCUCCCGGGAGCCUGGGUCUGUCUCCUCCCCAUUCACUUGUGGGAUCGGCACUCAGGGGGUCUGGAAAGAAGGUCAUAAGGGAGUGUGAUAGGAUUUGGGGCAGAGGGACAAACUCCUCUGGGGAAACCCCCAGAGCUCCUGACUGAGAAUGAAAGAGGAGCCUGGCCUUAGGCUCCUGAUCAAGAGAAAGGGGCCCCACCGGGGUCUCACGGGGAGAGUCCAGACCACUCCACUGGCCUCCUGGCAGAAGCCAAGUGUGCUGGGGUCUCAGAAGAGGGUCCCUCCUUUGUAGCUGUGGGGAGGUCAGCCUGGCCCCUCUGGAGGUUUCCCCUUCUACCCACAGGCCUUACCGCUCUGUUUACAGUGACCUGCCCUAGACCUUCUCCAAGAGGGACUGGGGUUUCUGGGGUCCACUCCCUGAGUCAAUGGUUAUUUGAAAAUUUGACUUUCAUUUUAUUUUUUUCUCUGUAAACAUCUAACCUGGCUUUUCCCAUUUCAGUUCCUGUGAUUUAUGCCAAUAAAGUUUGCCGUGAUUUUCA
Sapajus apella (tufted capuchin) is the source of this 7411-nucleotide messenger RNA. RefSeq names its product paxillin (gene PXN). Gene Ontology annotation, biological process: endothelial cell migration; transforming growth factor beta receptor signaling pathway; substrate adhesion-dependent cell spreading. Bases 2675 to 5533 code for a protein of 952 amino acids. The transcript is spliced from 15 exons. Lineage: Eukaryota; Metazoa; Chordata; Mammalia; Primates; Cebidae. The record is from RefSeq and is a predicted model, not a curated record.